AUGUGGUGCUUGCAGGUGUCGCUCGCAUUCCUCGGCGAUUCCGUCUGGGAGCUGUACGCCCGCACGCACCACUUCUUCCCGCCCUCGCGCGUCAAGUCGUACCACAAACGAGUCGUCGCAGACGUCAGGGCGGAGCGGCAAGCCAGGCUGUGCGAGGAGCUGGACAGGGGCACGUGGCUGUCGGACGCCGAGCGCGAGGUCCUCGCGUGGGGGCGGAACGCCAACGUCAAGCCGCCGCGGAACCUCUCGGCCAAGGAGUACAAGGACGCGACGGCGGUGGAGGUCCUGUGCGCGUACUUGUAUCUGACGGACCCGGAGGGCAGGUUCCCGCAGCUGAUGGAGCACGCGUUUCCCCCAGCGCGUGCGGACGCGUGA
This is a messenger RNA of Pedinophyceae sp. YPF-701, 375 nucleotides long. The record is from the annotation of a GenBank genome assembly. NCBI's taxonomy places the organism in Eukaryota, Viridiplantae, Chlorophyta, Pedinophyceae.